Molecule: messenger RNA, 2135 nt
Organism: Owenia fusiformis
Lineage: Eukaryota; Metazoa; Annelida; Polychaeta; Sabellida; Oweniidae
Source: the annotation of a GenBank genome assembly
UAAGGGCCAGGUAUUCAUUUUAAAGGGCCAGGUACCAGGGACUGGAGGUAGUCGACCAUGUCAGAUAACUUCGAUGAAAAUGAUGCAAACCCUGGAAGCGAUUUCACUAAAUGCAUGCACAAUUACCAAGUUCGGAUUAUAUCUCCCUAUUUAGUUGUAUACUAUAUCUAGUAGAGUGCGUGGAAUGGAAGGUAGUCUUUGAGCAGGAUGGCAACAGCUUCGAAUAUUCCGUCAAUUACUGAAACACUCUUCCGUGCAGUGGAGCAUGCAAAGAUACGAUCCGUCUCCAAUCUAUUGGACAGCGGGGCUGACGUAAACGUCCAUGAUUCUAACCUCCAAACGCCAUUGAUGCGCGCCGUUUACGUCCCUAAAGAAGACAUCAGGCGUCAUAUUAUACGUUUGCUCUUGGAGCACGGUAGUGACGUUAAUAGUGUUGAUGAGCGCAGUCGUACAGCGUUGAUGCUUGCCUCGUUCGAGCCGAACCGUGAAGACGUCGUCCGUUUGUUAAUUCGUACACGUAAAUGUGACCCUAAUGUCAAUGACGUCGGUGGUAAUACGGCGUUGAUGUAUGCGGCAUAUGGCGGCAACGCUUCUGUCAUUCGAAUUCUGGUUCACUCUGCGCAAACCAAACACAUUAUAAAAGCGAACGUAAUGAACUUUAACAAACAAACUGCGCUUGACAUUUCCUUGAAACUUAGACACAACGACUGUGUUAGAGUCCUCGUCAGAGAGGCGAACGUUGACACGUCAAACACUCCACAAGAUGCCCUGAAUGAAAUACUGAACCAAGACCAGUACAUUUCUUCCCAAGUACCAAUGGGACAUAUAAAAUCGUCAUGGGCAACGUUAGAGAAGAUAAGCAUCCAUUCGAAAAGUAGCACCAGUAUCCAAAACCACGUGUCCGACAACGAUACAACAGUAGCCAAAAAUGAUCUGUACAGUGAACCAAACCAACAAAAAGCGAAAAAAACUAAAUCAAAAAGAUCGAGAAAAAAGAUGCGUCAGGAGAUGGAUAGUAAUAUCAAUUGUACUGCAUUUGAAGAUGUAUUUGCGGUAAAUACUAUUCGGGAUACGUUAACCGCUACAUUAUCUCCCAGGGGUCUGACGUCACCGUCAAGACGUACUCAUUUGUAUGGGGAGAAUGCGUCGAACACUCCGAACGGAUUACCACCCGUGAAUAUUCCAUUUACUGUUUCCGAUGAGAAACUCUACCCAGAAUACACCUCUUAUAGAAACAAUCGUCUACUUACAAAUGAAAAUAUCAAUCCGCCUCAAGCAGGAAGUGCUCAUCUCCAACCACUUCACAACGCCCCUAAAUAUGAUGCCGCAUUGGGAAUAGAGUUCAAUACACACAACGCAGCUUCACCGGAACAUCGGAAAAUCAGUAAUAGGGGUGACACAAAUAGUAUGUUUCAGGGUUUAAAGCGAAGUAAACAACUUGCGCCAUUAUCCCCACGAUAUACAUCACGUUAUUCCAAACACAACAGAGACGAGUUAGAGACUGAUAAAGAUGACGUUCUUUUGUUACCAGCAAUUAAUAGUAAAGCUAAAAAUCAAGGUGCUAGUUUGACAGUUGAAUAUAGUGAGGAUGAUGCUAACAGAGCAAAGACUGUAUAAAGCAGCGUCCCAAUUGGAGUAUUAAGGCAGAACAGCAAAUGUUAGGAAAAUAGGUUUAUUUUUAUCUGCACCUGGAAAGAUCGGAGACGUUUCAACUUUAUUUCAAAUGGUUCUCCCAACACGGGGAAAUUGACAUAAUAAGAUGUGUCAGGGAAAUGUCAAGAACUUUGUAUCAGGGUAAAUACUAGUUUUCAAAGUAGUUAAUACUUUGCAGAGUGUCCCAUAAAUGUCUGAAACAAAAAUGGAACCUAAUUGGUAAAGGAAUAAUCUUGAAUAAGGACGUGAUCUAAAUGAUCUCCACCACGAUCGAUGCAAUGUAAAAUGCCAAACAUGGAACAAUAGGUGUUGGUGCUUACAAUAUUAACGUUUCACUGGGUAACCAUAUUGUAUAUUCAGUUUUUUCAUAUAUUGAUAAUUAAAUAAUGUGUCAGAUGACUGAAUUUAACGAAUAGCGGAAUCAAUUGGUGAAUGAUCUUGCGUUUUCAUACUAAAGUUUGUUUUUGAGUUUUUUCUUAUAG